Messenger RNA from Capra hircus (goat), 1680 nucleotides. It is a transcript of the gene LYPD3, whose product is annotated as LY6/PLAUR domain containing 3. The record is from RefSeq and is a predicted model, not a curated record. Gene Ontology annotation, cellular component: plasma membrane. The transcript has 5 exons. Bases 88 to 1173 code for a protein of 361 amino acids. Lineage: Eukaryota; Metazoa; Chordata; Mammalia; Artiodactyla; Bovidae.
GAGGUUACUCAUCCCGGGCUCAGGUAAGAGGGCCUGGGUUGGGAGCCGGCACACCUAGGGGGGAAGCCGAGAGAGCAGGACGGAACCAUGGACCCCGCCAGGAGAGCAGGCUCCUGGGCAGCGAUCUGGACUAUUGGCUGGCUGCUCCUGCUGUCCUUUCUACUUGCCUCUGCACCCCCAGGAGCGAAGGCCCUGGAGUGUUACAGCUGCGUGCAGAACGCAGAUGACGGGUGCUCGCCGCAGAAGAUGAAGACGGUGAAGUGUGCACCAGGCGUGGAAGUCUGCACAGAAGCUGUGGGGGCCGUGGAGACUAUCCACGGGCAAUUCUCGGUGGCAGUGCGGGGCUGCGGUUCGGGAAUCCCCGGCAAGAAUGACCGCGGACUGGACCUUUACGGGAUUCUGGCCUUCAUCCAGCUGCAGCAGUGUCCCCAGGACCGCUGCAACGCGAAACUCAACCUCACCUCGCGAGGGCUCAACCCCGCAGGCAAUGAGAGUGCCUACCAGCCCAACGGCGUCGAGUGCUACAGCUGCGUGGGACUGAGCCGCAAGGAGUGCCAGGGCAGGGCGCCUCCCGUCGUGAGCUGCUACAACGCCAGCGACCAUUUCUACAAGGGCUGUUUCGACGGCAAUGUCACCUUGACAGCAGCCAAUGUGACCGUGUCCUUGCCUGUCCGGGGCUGCGUCCAGGAUGAGUUCUGCACCCGGGAUUCGGCGACAGGCCCAGGGUUCACGCUCAGCGGCUCCUGCUGCCAGGGGUCCCGCUGUAACUCGGACCUCCGCAACAAGACCUACUUCUCCCCUCAAUUCCCACCUCUCGUCUUGCUGCCCCCACCUCGGUCCACCACCCUGGCCCCAACCAAAUCUGUCAGUACUUCCACCUCAGCCCCAUCCUCCACUGUCACCACCAAAGCUACCCCAGUCUCCACCACCACCCGGUCCACCACCAAACCCAUCACCCCAGCUCAGACCAACCAGACGUCUCCGCAAGAGGUGGGGCAUGAGACCUUCCAGGAAGAGGAAGCUAGCUUGGCUGGAGGUGCUAGUGGCCACCAGGACCGCAGAAAUAUGGGGCAAUACCCCGUAAAAUAUGUGACCCCUAGUAAAGGCUCUGCGGCUCCUUGGGCUGGAUGGGUGACUCUUCUGUUGGCUGUGGCUGCUGGCGCCCUACUAUGAGCUUCUCCACCUCUCGCCCUACUUCCUGGGCCCUGGAUAUCUCCCUUUCCAUUACUUCUUUUCCCACCCCCUGGACUGGGCUGGCCCAGCCCCUGUUCUCCCCAGCUUUUGCUGCACUGGUUUGCGGCUUUGGGACAUAAAGUUACCGUUGUAUAUGUAUAUAUAUAUCCUGCCGGGAUGUUCUAGCUUUUUGAGGGCAGCAGCUGUAUCCCCCGCAUCUUUGUCUCUCCCUGGUGUCCUCCUGAUACUAAGGACAGUGGGAAGUCAGAGCUGUCCCAGGGAAGGAGGGAGAGACGCUGAUAAGCUCUCUGCUCUCUGUUCCAGCUAACCUGGAAUAGGAGAGGCGGGGGUGUUGAUGGCUCUGCCCCCCGCCCCCCCAGGCCCUUCCAUCUUUGUGGGAAACAUUUUUUUGGCAUCUUCUCUUUUCUAGACUGUGAGCUCCUCAAGAGCAGGGCCCGUGCCGUGUCUGGCACAUAAAGGCUUCAAUAAAAGUUUGAUUACUUUGUA